GCUUGCAUAAACAGUGACAAUUUAGCUUACUAUAAGGUUAAAAGUAUAUCUUAUUCUUAGCUAGAAUAGAUUCGGUAAUUUAAGUUUGAAAACAUGUUUACAGAGAAAAAUUUUUUAUUAUUUUUUUUUUUUGUACACAAACAUCAGAUAUUGGGCAUUAAAUGUGUAGUGUUAUAUAUAUUUUCCCUAACGGUUUUGACGUCACCGUAUAAACAUUUAUCUGAAAAUAAUAAUAAUAUUUAUUUAAAAACAUAAAAUAAUUAAGGAGACGAUUUGAGGUUAUGCAUUACCUUAGAUGUAAAUCAACUACAAAUACAUUUCAGAAUUAUUCUAGUCACAUUCAAUAGAGAAAAAUAUAUAAGUUUUAUUAGUAUAUAAAUGAUAAAUUAACUUUUGUUUGUUGAAAUAUUUUAAACUUACCCUAAUAAUAGUGCAAUAUAAAUAAUAAACUUUGAUUAUAACUUGCAAUCAACCUCUGUCUAACAAACAAGCUUCCAAGUAGAUGGCACUCUUUACUGCCGUGAAGCUAAAUUCAUUAUUAGUCAGUAAAUUUAUUCAAAGCUACUGAUCUUUCAGUAAAUUUUAUAACCACUGAAAAAAUCAGUAACAUUUUUACUGAUUUAACUUAAGAGAGUAAGGACGUUCUAAAAAAUUCAAAUUUUUUUAUUAUGAGCAUUAAAAACUUGUGAUUCAAUAAAUUAAAAAAAAUCAAAACUUACUUGCUUAGUAUAUAUUUUUCUUUCUAUAUGUUGCAAAUAAAAUUGAACUUAUUCAUUACUUAUAAUCAAUAACACAAAAUCCUAAUUAACCUCAAACUUCAGUUUUCAAUGUACGCUUGGAGUAAUGUUAGCAGAUAAGGUAGUUUUAAGUUUAGAAUCCAAGCUUAUAACAAAUCUUAUCAUACGCGUGGAAAAAGAGCUAACAGCAAGGCAUAUUUGAAGAAUAUACUUCUCCACCUGUUGAUAGGCCAUGGAUGUCCUAUGCAGUUCCUAAAGAAUCGGGACCAUCGUGUAUAUUUUCGGUGAUGAGUUACAUGGUUCUUAGUAGCUCAUACGUGGCACCGGAAAUGUAUCCGUAUUACUCUAAAGAAUACCUUGACUGGGAAACCCGUGGGCAGAGCAUCAUAGAUGAAAUCAAUUACUAUGAAUACAAUGUGAUCUGCCUUCAGGAGGUCGAGCUUGAGGUGUUUCUCCAAUUCUAUUCGCCGACACUGAAAGCUAAAGGGUAUGACGGCGUUUUUGCCCCGAAAUCUCGGGCAAAAACAAUAUCAGAUGCCAAACGGCGGCUUGUACAUGUUUGCGCAAUUUUCUGGAAGACCAGAAAGUUUACACUGAUAUCCCAACAGUUGAUCGAGUUCAACCAAUCGGCUGAUCAUGAGAAAAAAAAUCAAUCGUUUUUUUAUAAUUUAACUUUUACUUUGUUGGCUUAUUUGGGGCUAGUUGAGCAAGGCGCGCUCAAUGCAUUGAAUGCGUGCCGAGCGUUGGUCUAACAAUGUAUAUAUUGAACCUAUAUACAAAACUAAAUAUUUAUAGGUUUCAUAUCAAUGAAGUCUGAUCAGAUCUUAUCAUACAUAGACUUAUAUAUAACUACAUAUAAGUUUAUAUCAUUCAUGUCUGAUCAGAUCUAAUAAUAUAAAGACUCAAACAUAAUUAUAUAUAAUUUUAUGUAUAACCAUGUAUAAUCAUAUAUACUCAUAUA
This is a messenger RNA of Microplitis mediator, 1698 nucleotides long. Its product is annotated as CCR4-NOT transcription complex subunit 6-like. NCBI's taxonomy places the organism in Eukaryota, Metazoa, Arthropoda, Insecta, Hymenoptera, Braconidae. The transcript is spliced from 4 exons. Gene Ontology annotation, molecular function: poly(A)-specific ribonuclease activity. The coding region runs from base 974 to 1489 and encodes 171 amino acids. Gene Ontology annotation, cellular component: nucleus; CCR4-NOT complex; cytoplasm. The record is from RefSeq and is a predicted model, not a curated record. Gene Ontology annotation, biological process: nuclear-transcribed mRNA poly(A) tail shortening.